Cylicostephanus goldi is the source of this 231-nucleotide messenger RNA. NCBI's taxonomy places the organism in Eukaryota, Metazoa, Nematoda, Chromadorea, Rhabditida, Strongylidae. The record is from the annotation of a GenBank genome assembly.
AUGCUAAGUUCUAAAGAGAUUGCAAAACAGUUCUACGAAACAUUCGCUAGUAAGCCGGGUGCUGUACCUUGUGGCAAAGUUGGCUUACCAUCUGAUAUCGCCAGUGUGAUCGCUUUUCUCGCCGAUCGCAGUCAAUCAUCGUACAUCGUCGGUCAGACGAUUGUCGCCGAUGGUGGCACUUCGAUUGUACUCGCUUCGAAUGCGGAUUCGGCUGUGACCGCUGCCAAAUAA